This is a messenger RNA of Hymenoscyphus albidus, 4812 nucleotides long. NCBI's taxonomy places the organism in Eukaryota, Fungi, Ascomycota, Leotiomycetes, Helotiales, Helotiaceae. The record is from the annotation of a GenBank genome assembly.
CCUAGUACAAAGUACCUGUGGACCACUUCCAGUACCGUACCUAGUCGCCGGCUGGCAGGGCAAAGGGCUAAAAGAAACCAUCACCCCCAAUAUGACGACGAGUAUGACUGGAAAUCUUUAACAGAGUCGGCCUCCCUUUAGCGCUGCCCCUACGCCCUCGCACCGGGCACUUCCAGGCACAUUUAAAAGAAGUCUCUCCCACCUCUACCCUAUGGAUUGCAUCUGGAUCCCACGAUUUGCGGACCUUCACGCGCAAACCUAACAGGCACGCUGGCCGUGGGGUCGCAAAGCAUCCUGCAACACACAAAAAGGCAAUGGCGACAUCAGCUGCGCAGAAGUGGAAGUAGGUGACGAUAAUGACAAUUUCCCCCACACUUUUCGAGAGCAUGGGCUGACGACUGAUAUAGGAUCGCACGGCAGGUCUCGAAAGAGCUGACUUCACUUUUGAAUUUGAAGGACAAGGCCCCUCGCUUUGACGAUGUCGAUAACUUGAUCAUCCAGUGAGUAGCCAAUUACCCUAGUCUGUAUAACGAGAAAAGUCAAGUCUGAUGCGACCAGAUUGCGCCUUGCCUGCGAAGCGACCAUCUUUCUGGAUUUCGAAUACGCCCACAAGCAACGUGUUGAACACGAGCUAUGGACUGCCCAUACCCGGAUCAAGAAGCGAUAUGAAAUGAUUCUCGAUCACUACCGUCUGGCAGAACAAAAGAAACAUGUGGAAAAACGUAAAAUGGAGAAGCGCUAUGUCGACUUCAUCAAGACAAGUCAGUUCUUUUAUAAAGGCUACAUCCAACGACUCGCUUCCCAUUUCGACGGUUUGAAGGAAAUGCGCAGAAUUGCACAUCAACUAUCCUUGAGUCUCUUGACUGUUGAUAGACGUAUCAAGGUAUCGCCUGAGGUGGGACGUCUGAUUGACAUGUCGUGCCAUGCCGCUCUUCUCCGCCUUGGAGACUUGUCAAGAUAUCGCAAUAAGAUACGGACCAAGGAUAGAAGCUGGGAAAUUGCUUUGGGGUACUAUGAGCUGGCCAAUGGACUUGCGCCGGGUGAUGGGAGUGCCCAUAAUAAGAUGGCAGUGAUUGCUCUGGAAGACACAAACCACCUGGAUGCCGUCUACCAUCUUUAUCGCGCUCUUGCUAUCAACAAGCCGGAUGAACUAGCGAGAGGUAACCUUGAGCUUGAGUUCAAAAAGAUCACUUCGGCCUGGGAGAAGCAGCGUUCGCAACCUAAAACCGAUAGUCUGACAACUCUCAUCUGGUGGUUCCUCUUGCUACAUGCUAAGUUCUACGAGGGUGUCGAUUUUCCCACUCACGCGGAACUCGAAAACGAAGUCCUUUCUCGGCUAGCUUUGCUUCUUAAAGAACGAGAAGUCACUGUGGUCCUUCAAAAACUAGUUGCCAUCAACAUUGCAGCCGAUUUCUUUGCCAGUCAAAAGGUUCUUCAAGGUAAAUGGUCGACAUCUCUUGCUAACGGACAAUCGCGCUGACGUACUCGACUUUAGAAUCAGUGAAAGUCGGCAAUACCGCACGUUCAGCAGCUCUCGGGUCCUUUUAUUUCUGUCUUGGAUUCAAUGUCCGGGUGAUGACAAUGCUUCUACAAGUACUCAAACCAGAACUAGAAGAUCCUCCAGCAGGCGAAGACCUUCCAAGUGAAGAAUCUCCCCCGAUCAAACCUCACGAGCGAAUAACGAUCGUCACACGGCGCGUUCUUCCAGCCCUCCGACACUAUAGUGUCUGGCUUGUGUCGCGGGUCCAGGUGCUUGUUGCCAAUCUUGAUACUGAUGUGCCAAAUUUGCACAGCCAAGAAAUGUGGAAAAUUUACACAGAUAUACUGUCGCAACUCGCCGAUACAUUUCCACCUCUUGAUCUACCCUCCAUUCAGUAUCUAUUAGAAGAGGAUGAAAAUACGAUUGGAUUCAAGCCCCUCAGAGAUCCCAAUUUGCCCCAUGAGUGCGAUCUGUAUUCAGUGGAUGCUGUGGGUACUCCCAAGCUACGAACUAUCGACCUAGGCACCGAGAGACAUCUUCCAAAUGUAGAAAUGCGAGGUCGCAUUCGAGAUAUCCUGCUUUGUGGCCUUGUUCUUCAGGACAAGGAGAGAUACCCUCGGGUUCCCAUUGCGCUCCAGGAUGGCGCAUUUGUCUUCAUGGAGGGUGAGGCAUCUAUCAUUGGUCUCAAUAAUCCAACCAGCGACUCUCGAACAAUAUCUUCCCCAGUUACCGCUGCUUCGAACGGAGAUGGCAGAAAUCAUGCACCCUCCGAAAAGCUCAAUCGCUCAAUUCCGAGUAGGAGCCCCAAAAUUCCUACUAUCCGCGAGCCCAACGUCAGUUUCGACGUCAUGAUGAGCCGUAUGGUUGAGGACUUAGUCAAUCCAUCAAACGGGAUCCACUCAAUGAAUGAAGAGACUUCGUAUGGAAUGCAUAGUCGUGCAGCGAACGAAGUGUUUCCCACAUCUACUCCUCAAGGAUCUCAUUCUCGCGUUCACAGUACAACAAAGAUGCUUCCCAGUCUGUACAACUCAGCAUUCGCUCCAAUGCCAAAUGAACUUCAGCCGACCACUCCUACCCGCCCUUACGGUAUUCGACAACCCUCGCCUGGCUUCGAUUCGCCCCAGCAGCAACUAGCCGCUGCAGAGCAUUUGGACCUGGUAACCGGCGGGUCUUCCAAGAGCCAUUGGGGGGCAGCUGGAUCCAACUCAACGUCCAAUUCAGCAGCCACCCAAAGCGUGAGCCCAACAAGACACCAACAUAUUGGAAGAUCGCCUUUGCCGUUGUCUGGUACCGAUGGCUGGAAUGAUUUCAGCAGCAAUAUAUAUGGCAAUACACCAUUAAACAAUUCUUCCGGGGGCUCCUUCGUCAUCAAUAGGAAUGCGUUCAACGGUACUUUCGAUCCAACCACUGACAGUUUUACUAUUAAUGCAAUGUUACAAAGCUCGUUGGCAAACGAGCCUCGUAGCAGUGGUUAUUCUCAAACCCCACCCGGUGGACAGGGUGGCUGAGAGUUCUAUGAUGACUUUCGAAGCUCAGCUUUCGAGAGAAACACUCAUAACAUCAAAGACAAAUAUUGUGCCUCCUAUAUACGCUUCACGGUCUUUAUCACCGUUCUCCUGGCCAAGAUUCGUACUAGACUCUCACUUAAUAUGGGAUGUUUCUGGAAAGCUGGCAUAAUGCAUGCCGGCCAAAGACUUUUUGUGGUCUCUAGAGGACUAACUAUUCUACGCAUAAUCGUGGAGGAUUAUUCCUUGUCAUAUGCAACCAUAUCAUCAAAUUGUGGACGCUCCCGUUGUUGAAACCUUUACCGAACGCCGUCUAAUACAUCUUGAUGGGUAAAGAAAAACAGAUCAUAAUUUACUGACUGGAGGGCGUGUAAGCCUGCUUAGGGAAGGGGAAUCUAAUGAAAGUUAGUUGAUUUGCUCUUGGUAGGAGAUGAGUGCUCGCUGAUUUAUUCCAAAUCGAAAGGGCUGGUGGUUGAAGAAAGUAAUUGGGUGUUUUUUAGAUGCGAAAUAAAAUAUUGCGUGACUUACGAUGGACCCAAUUCCUGAAUGCUGAGCUUAGCCAACCAUUGACCUUGGUCGAUGGAUUGUGACAAACUCGCCCCAGCCACAAGACCGGCGACAAAUCCUGCAGCGAAUGCAUCUCCAGCACCUGUUGUGUCGUUGAUUUUGCUCUUGUCAAUGGCAUGAACCGCAUACUCCUUGACUUCCUGACCAUUGACAGCUACCACAGUUGGAAGAGUACCCUGGGUAAUGAUAGCGACUCUCUCCUUCUUUGAAUUGGCCUUUGGCAAAGCAGCAAGCUUCUUGGCAAUCUCCUUGAUAUCCUUCGUCUCCCAACCGUGGCUCUCAGCGAAAGAAAGCGCCUCGGUCUCAUUUCCAAUCACGUAAUCCCAGUAAGGGCUAGUAGCAUCCAAAGGAUCCUUGAAGAAUUGAGGAAUGAAAGGAGCAGAGAGGGAAAAUACGAAAACUUUAUCGUUUUUCGCAGACUCCUCGGCCAAAGCCAUGAUGGCAGGUGGGCAGACAGUUAGGUGGUAACCACCGACGAAAUAAUGGCUUGCCCCCUCUGCAAGCUUCCACACCUCUGGGCUCUUCAAGUGCUCGAGGUCGUAGUGGUUGGCGGCACCAAGGUCAGUGACCAUGGAACGGUUGUGACCAGUGAUGACGACUCCACAUCGACCGGUCUUUUCCUUUUUGUCUACACGAUAUUCGACUCGGAGUCCAGCUUGCUUGACAGCAUCUUGGAGGAUGGCGGCAUACUUGUCGUCUCCGACUCCACCGAGGAAGACAACGGAGUUUGGUGGGAGCAUAUAUUGUGCACCACGAGCAGUAUUUUGGGCUCCACCACCAGCAAUGAGUUUGGCGGAAUAGUUGUUUAGGAGGUCUUCGUAGAUGCCGAUGUGCUUCUCCUCGGCGAGGAUAGCAUCGUUAGGCUUGAGGCCAUAUUUCUCGAGAAGCGUAUCGUCUCCUGGUGCUUGGAUGUCUUAAGUGAAGGUUAGUUGGUGGUAUGAAGCAGCUGGGAAUCCAGAAGGUAAAUUUUGAGACACUGUACUCGAAACAGAAAACAGCGAAUUGUAUGGAAUAAUGAAGCAGAAAAAUAGACAAUAGGCAGGAAACCAUACCGAGUAACGGAUUCUCCAAACAGAGGAGGGCAUAUUCUUUGAUUGCGGCCAUGUUGAUGGAUGUUUUUGCGAUUGAAUUGAAUGGAACAAGCGGGGUCGGUUAAAGAGCAAAGUGGCGGGGUCAUCCAUCUGUUUUAAACCACUAACGCUUACAGACCCCUGCAGGUUACUCCACUACCCAGUAGGUAGCCUCAGUAGCUUAUGUCCC